Molecule: messenger RNA, 786 nt
Organism: Cutaneotrichosporon cavernicola
Lineage: Eukaryota; Fungi; Basidiomycota; Tremellomycetes; Trichosporonales; Trichosporonaceae
Exons: 3
Coding region: 1-786 (261 amino acids)
Biological process (GO): fatty acid beta-oxidation
Cellular component (GO): peroxisome
Molecular function (GO): delta(3)-delta(2)-enoyl-CoA isomerase activity
Source: RefSeq, a predicted model, not a curated record
AUGUCCAACGUCCUCCUCACCCGUCCCACCCCGACCGUUUGGCAGCUCACCCUCAACUCGGGUCCUGACAACCGUCUGCGUCCCGACUUGCUUGGCGAGCUGGCUGCCCAGCUCGACGUCAUCGAGGCCGAAUGGCGCAAGUCGGGCGGUGGCGAGGUCGACGAGGCCAAGCGCGGAAAGAACAACGGUGCCGGCGCAGUCGUGAUCACUAGCGCGUUCCCCAAGUUCUUCAGCAACGGUCUUGACCCUAGCGUGCUCAUGACCACGCCCAACUUUUUCGAGGACAUCUUCGACCCGGUCAUCUACCGCCUCAUGACGUUCCCCCUCGUCACUGUUGCUGCGGUCAACGGCCACGCCUUUGCGGGCGGCAUGGUCCUCGCGCUCGCGUGCGACUUCCGCGUCAUGAACGCCGACAAGGGCAUGAUGUGCAUGAACGAGCUCCUCAUCGGUCUCCCCCUCCCCAACUCGUUCGCGACUCUCCUGGAGAUGCGCCUCUCCAAGCCCGCCCUUCGCGACACAAUGCUCGCCAAGCGCUGGAAGCAGUCCGAGCUUCUCGCCAACGGCAUCAUCGACGAGGUGGCUCCCGAGGCACAGGUUGUCUCCCGCUCAAUCGAGCUCGCUCAGCAGGAGGGAGCCAAGGUCGGCAUGGGAGUUUGGGGCGCGAUCAAGGACGGUCUCUUCCACGCCAUCAUCGAUGCGAGCCGCUCGCACCGCGAGAUCGUGAGGCCGCAGACGGGUGCGGCAAGGUUCUUGGCCCGCAUGAAGCGCCAGCAGGCCAAGCUCUAG